Molecule: messenger RNA, 2375 nt
Organism: Scomber japonicus (chub mackerel)
Lineage: Eukaryota; Metazoa; Chordata; Actinopteri; Scombriformes; Scombridae
Product: ectonucleoside triphosphate diphosphohydrolase 7-like
Exons: 14
Coding region: 189-2006 (605 amino acids)
Biological process (GO): nucleoside diphosphate catabolic process
Cellular component (GO): membrane
Molecular function (GO): nucleoside diphosphate phosphatase activity
Source: RefSeq, a predicted model, not a curated record
UCAAGUUUAAGUGAGAGAAGGAGAUAUAUAACCAUCGUCUCCACCGAAGGGACAACACAUUUAACACACGGACACUCCAGUUAUGGCGGAGGAGAGGCUUCUUUAGAAUACCAGCAUCCCACUCUGGACAGGAUCCUGGCACCAUGAGGUGACGACUGUGACAUCUUGUACUUUCCCAACGCAGACUUAUGGCAAGGAUCACUUUUUCCUGCCUGCCGGCCUCCUGGUACUGCAGCGUGUCCCUGCUGUCUUUGGGCUGUGCUCCCAGACAGAGGCUGCUCCUGCUGCUGAUCCUCUUCUUCACCUCCGCCCUCCUCCUGCUGGGAACCUACCAGAGGCAGCUGUGGGGCAGCCAGAGGCGACCCGACGCCCACUUCAACAAGUAUCUGUCCAUCGCUGAGUCCAUGGAGUCCACCGACGUCCUCAACAUGGCUCUGAAUUACGGCAUCGUGGUGGACUGUGGCAGCAGCGGCUCCCGGGUCUUCGUGUACUACUGGCCCCCCCACAACGGGAACCCCCACACCCUGCUGGACAUCCGACAGAUGAGGGACCGCGAACGCAAACCGGUCGUCAAGAAGAUUAAACCUGGUAUCUCCACUCUGGCAAAGACGCCAACGCAGGCCAGCGACUACCUCCAUCCUCUCCUCAGCUUCGCCGCCGCUCACGUCCCGAAAAACAAACACAAGGAGACGCCGCUCUACAUCCUCUGCACCGCCGGCAUGAGGCUGCUGCCAGAGAGCCAACAGACGGCCAUCUUGGAGGACCUGGUCACCGAUGUUCCUCUGGAGUUUGACUUCCUGUUUUCACAGUCGCAUGCCGAGGUCAUCUCAGGGAAGCAGGAAGGAGUGUACGCAUGGAUCGGUAUUAACUUCGUGUUGGGUCGCUUUGAUCACGCUGACGACGAGGACGCCACUGUCGAGGUGACGACGGGGUCGCAGAACCAGCAGCCAAUCAGCAGGCGGCGCACAGUGGGCAUUAUAGAUAUGGGCGGAGCCUCGCUGCAGAUCGCCUACGAGGUUCCCAGCGCCAUCACGUUCAGCUCACCAGAACAAGAGGAGGCGGGGAAGAGCGUUCUCGCCGAGUUUAACCUGGGCUGCGAUGUGGAGCACACGCAACACGUGUACCGAGUCUACGUCACCACCUUCCUCGGCUUUGGAGGAAACAUGGCCAGACAGCGUUACGAGGAUCAGCUACUCAACAACACACUGGCUAAGAACAGGUUUCUAACCGCACAGACCGGCCUGAGUGAGGACAAGCCCUACCUGGACCCGUGUCUGCCGGUCGGUCUGUCAGACACGGUUUCCCGGGACAACCGCACCCUGUACGUGAGGGGUCAGGGCGACUGGGCUCGGUGUCAGGAAGCCGUACGACCCUUCCUCUGUCUGCACAACGGCACCAUGUCACCCGGAGGUGUCUACCAGGCUCCGAUCAACUUCAGCAACAGCGAGUUUUACGGCUUCUCCGAGUUUUUUUACUGUAUGGAGGACGUGCUGAGGAUCGGAGGACAGUACGACAGCGAGAAGUACUCCAAGUUCGCCACGGACUACUGCUCCACCAGGUGGUCGACACUGAAACAGCGUCUGGACAACAAGCUGUUCUCUCAGCAGGCCGACAUCAGCAGACUCAAGACUCAGUGUUUCAAGUCGGCCUGGAUGUACGAGGUGUUGCACUCCGGUUUCCGUUUCCCCAGCGACUACCCGAGUCUGAAAACCGUCAAGCUGGUCUAUGACAAGGAGGUCCAGUGGACUCUGGGAGCCAUCCUGUUCAAAACCCGCUUCCUGCCUCUCAGGGACCUGCAGCAGGAAACGUUACGGCAGAACCACCCGAACUGGCUGCGCUCCUCCUUCGUCUACAACCACCACCUGUUCUCCCUCUGCAUCCUGGUGGUGGUGCUGGCCAUCCUGCUCUACAUCCUGCGCCUGCGGAGGAUCCACCAGCGGGAGCAGCGGCAGACCGAAGCCCUCAACCUGCUCUGGGUGGAGGAGGGAGAAGCUCUCCUCCCCUGAUCUGGUCUUUUCCUCCAGAUGUUCUCAUGACCUCCGUGAUGUGUUAGCCGUACUGUAUCUGCACACCGCGACGAUACGAGAAUGUGAACACACGGAGGACAGAUAUAAAAGAUCCUUCUCACGGGCGGAAGGGUGUGUGAGCUAGCUGAGGAGGAUUUAUGAGAAGGGGACCCAAGAGACCGCAUCACAGCACAUCACAGACGAGCUUUAAUGAGCCUGGAAACAAACUCCUCUGUGUGUACUCUCUUUGAUCGUGCAGCUUUUUAAACUCAAAGUCCAGAGCUCAGGCUGGAAACUUGUUCUCCGGGUUCAACUUUUAUUCUCAAGAAAGAAAAAAAAAGAAAGAAUCAACUCAUCAUCAUCAUCAUC